This is a messenger RNA of Mytilus trossulus (common blue mussel), 2763 nucleotides long. RefSeq names its product catenin beta-like. The record is from RefSeq and is a predicted model, not a curated record. Gene Ontology annotation, biological process: cell-cell adhesion; positive regulation of transcription by RNA polymerase II; canonical Wnt signaling pathway. NCBI's taxonomy places the organism in Eukaryota, Metazoa, Mollusca, Bivalvia, Mytilida, Mytilidae. The transcript has 16 exons. Bases 251 to 2743 code for a protein of 830 amino acids. Gene Ontology annotation, cellular component: adherens junction; catenin complex; cytoplasm. Gene Ontology annotation, molecular function: transcription coactivator activity; nuclear receptor binding; alpha-catenin binding.
ACUCCUGUCAGUUGUCAGUUACAGUGAUUAAUAUUCAAUGACCAGCAUGUGAGUUGGUCAGUCUGUAAUUAGGUUCUAUUGAUACUGACCAGUCUUAAUGAGAUUUCCACCAGUGGGGCAAUUCUUUUUCAUUUCAAUUUGAUAAGAGACUGCAGGUGCUUGCUUUGAAGAAAUUAUGUAAUUUGAUUCAGAUACUUAUAAAGAGGAAAGGUUAAAAGACUUGAAAGAGAACCAGCCAUUAUAAUCAAUCAUGAGUACUUAUCAGAUUAAUCAGAAUGAGGGGUCGAACAGAAAUAUCUCGGGAGGGAAUAACUACAUGGACCUAUCGGACAUGCCGCUGGACAAAAACCAACAGACCAUGAUGUGGCAACAGAACCAAUACAUGGAUUCUGGUAUCCAGUCAGGAGCCACAACCAAUGCUCCUUCCAUCAGCAGCAAAGGAAAUCACCAUGAACCUGAGGAUAUGAACGAAUCAGGGGGAGAUAACAUGGACACAACCAGGAUGAUGUUAGACUGGGCCGAACAAAAUUACAGCAAUCCACAAUACACCCAGGAUCAAGUUGAUGAAGUUAACCAACAGUUAAACCAGACACGUUCACAGCGUGUGAGAGCAGCCAUGUUCCCAGAAACCAUGGAGGAAGGCAUGGCCAUACCAUCAACACAAAUGCACCCUGAUCAACCAACAGCAGUGCAGAGAUUGGCUGAGCCAUCUCAAAUGCUGAAACAUGCCGUUGUCAACCUUAUAAACUAUCAGGAUGAUGCUGAUUUAGCUACCAGAGCUAUUCCUGAACUGACCAAGCUUCUUAAUGAUGAAGAUCAAGUGGUGGUCAGUCAGGCUGCCAUGAUGGUCCACCAAUUGUCCAAGAAAGAGGCCAGUCGUCAUGCCAUCAUGAACUCCCCACAGAUGGUUGCAGCGUUAGUACGAGCCAUGAACAAUACCAAUGACAUGGAAACUACACGUUGUGCUGCUGGAACAUUACAUAAUCUAUCACAUCACCGCCAGGGAUUACUCGCCAUCUUUAAAUCUGGUGGAAUACCAGCUCUAGUCAAACUUUUAAGUUCACCCAUUGAAUCAGUUUUAUUUUACGCUAUCACAACAUUGCACAAUCUCCUGUUACAUCAAGAUGGUUCCAAGAUGGCCGUCAGGCUUGCUGGGGGUCUACAGAAGAUGGUGGCAUUAUUACAGAGAAACAAUGUCAAGUUUCUUGCCAUAACAACAGAUUGUUUACAGAUUCUAGCUUAUGGAAACCAAGAAAGCAAGUUGAUAAUCCUUGCCAGUGGUGGUCCAGGAGAACUUGUUAGAAUCAUGAGAUCUUAUACCUACGAGAAACUGCUGUGGACAACGUCUCGUGUCCUCAAAGUUUUGUCUGUAUGUUCGAGUAACAAACCUGCUGUCGUAGAGGCUGGUGGUAUGCAAGCAUUAGCUAUGCAUCUAGCCCAUCAGAGUCAAAGAUUAGUACAGAAUUGUUUAUGGACAUUGAGAAAUUUGUCUGAUGCAGCCACUAAAGCAGACAACAUGGAAACCCUCCUUCAAAUGUUGGUACAGCUUCUGUCAUCUAAUGAUCUCAACAUGGUUACCUGUUCUGCUGGUAUCCUGUCUAACAUGACCUGUAACAAUCAACGUAAUAAGAUCAUUGUGUCACAGGUCGGAGGUAUCGAGGCUCUCGUCAGAACCAUUCUACAGGCUGGAGAUCGGGAAGACAUCACUGAACCAGCUGUGUGUGCAUUGCGUCAUUUAACAAGUCGUCAUCCAGAAUCAGAGAUGGCCCAGAAUGCAGUGCGAUUACAUUAUGGACUUCCUGUCCUUGUGAAACUGUUACAUCCACCAAGCAGAUGGCCAUUGAUCAAGGCUGUAGUUGGUCUGAUCAGAAAUCUGGCUCUGUGCCCAGCUAAUCAUGCUCCACUGAGAGAACAUGGUGCCCUGCCAAGAAUUGUCCACCUUUUGUUGAGAGCCCACCAAGACACACAAAGGAGAGCAUCAAUUUCGUCCAAUGGUCAGGGAUCAGGCUAUGUUGAUGGUGUCCGUAUGGAGGACAUUGUAGAAGGUACAGUAGGAGCUCUCCACAUACUGGCCAGAGAAGGACAUAACAGAGCGGUCAUCAGAGGCUUGUCAUGUAUACCACUCUUUGUACAGCUGUUGUAUUCACCUAUUGAGAACAUACAGAGAGUAGCAGCUGGAGUUCUGUGUGAACUGGCAGCAGACAAGGAGGGUGCUGAGCUCAUUGAACAAGAGGGCGCCACUGCUCCUCUUACAGAACUAUUACACUCCAGAAAUGAAGGAGUUGCCACAUAUGCAGCAGCUGUUUUGUUCAGAAUGUCUGAAGAUAAACCACAGGAUUACAAGAAACGUCUGUCUGUAGAACUGACUAGUUCCCUGUUCAGAGGAGACCAGAACAUGCCAUGGUCUGAGCCCCCAGGAUUUGAUGAUGUGGCCGGAGGUUUCGGACAGGAUGAGUCUUACAGGGAUCAGAUGUAUCAACCACCACAACACCACGGUAGUCAAGGCAGCAUGCAUAGUGGAGGGGACAUGAGAGGAGGUUAUGAUCCUCAACUCCCAAUUGAUUCCAUGCAAGGCCUAGACAUUGGAAGUCAGCAUGGCAGCAACUACGGUCCAUUGGACAACAUCCCAGACUUGGGCCCACAGUCUCAUCAUUCUGGACCAGAUUUAAACUUUGAGAACAUAGAAUCAACACUCCCCCCUCAACAUGACGGAAGCCAUUCUUGGUAUGAUACAGAUCUGUAGACGGAACAAAUUGUUUUUAA